Molecule: messenger RNA, 4582 nt
Organism: Argentina anserina (silverweed cinquefoil)
Lineage: Eukaryota; Viridiplantae; Streptophyta; Magnoliopsida; Rosales; Rosaceae
Product: receptor-like serine/threonine-protein kinase ALE2
Exons: 18
Coding region: 499-4197 (1232 amino acids)
Biological process (GO): protein phosphorylation
Molecular function (GO): ATP binding; protein kinase activity
Source: RefSeq, a predicted model, not a curated record
CUCUCUCUCUCCUGACUCUUCUCUCUCUGCCCAACCCAACUCAACUCUCUCUGUCUCUCUCUUAGUUACAAAGUCUGUUCCUUUAGCAGUUGUAGUGUGUGUAUUAAUAUUAAUUUAUUUUUUGUAUUCCUGGUUUUUCUUCAAGUUUCCAGUUGUGUUUUUACAACUCAUGUCUGUAGAAAAGACUGCAUCUUUCAUGGAAAUCGCAAGGCUCUGCAAAUUUCAGAGCUUUGGUCAAGCUAGAGGUCUAUUAGUUCUCCUAGCUCUUGUCACCAAAUCCAGUUCUGGGUUUCUUAAUAAACUUGCUUCCUCUCAUUGCUUCCAUCUCACUACUUGUGGUUCUUUUCUAAUGUAACUCACUGCUUUAGUUCUUGCUUCAAGUCAUCAUUGCAUAGAAUAAUAAUUCACCUAUUCAUUCUGGUACUAUUAUUUUAUUGUUCUCUGAUUGCUUCUUCAUCAUUGAGGAGUGGGGGUGGAGAUUAUUGAGAUUUGUGUUGUAUGGGAAUGGUGAUGCCAGCCUUUCUCCAGCUGAUUAAUCUCUUUGUCCUUGCAUUUGCUUUAGCUCUCCAAGGAUCUGCAGGAUUGAAUCCAUCACCAUCACCAGAAUUUCUCUCUGUGAACCCUCCUAUUGAGACAACACCUGGUCCUCUACCUCAAAGCAAGUCAUUUGGAAGUAAUGUACCAAACCCAGCAUUACAGCCAAAUGGGUCAGAUUUGCACCCUGCGCCUGCAAUGCCACCUCUUAUGCCUCCUAAAAUUGAAGGACAAGUGCCAUCCGUUUCACCAAGUACUCCAGCAGUGGUGCCACCACAGUUUACAGCUCCUCCACCAGUAUAUGUACAAACUCAUGCACCGUCUGUGCCGCCAACUAUUCCCACCAAAAAGACACAGGUACCAUCCCUUUCACCAAGUACUCUAGCAGUGUUGCCACCACAAAAUGCAGCUCCGCCACUAGUAGAUGUACAAACUCAAGCACCAUCUGUGCCCCCUACUGUUCCCCCUAAAAAGACACCAGCUAAUAAUGGUCCUAUCUCAGUGCCAGUUGCUCCAGUUGCAACACCUUCGAGGAAUGUGCCACCAAUUUCACCAGUCAUUAAUCCAAGUACACCAGAGACUUCACCAUCAAUUUCUCAUCAAGGAAAUGUGCCAGGAAAUAAGGUUCCCAUACCAGAACCAAAUGCUCCAGCACCUAUUUCAUCACUGCCAAGAGCAUCAGGACCGAAUACAUCUGUAGUCCAUUCUACCUCUCCGAGUUUAGCACCAGCUAUAUUACCUAUACCAGUUGCAUCACCAAGUAAACAGCCUCAAAAUCCACCCUCACAUCAUCCUGUUACACCGGCAGAACCUCCAUCCACACUUCCUGAUCCUGAAGUCUCACCUGAAUCAUCUCCUCCCCCAAGCAUUAGCUGGAAAAAGGAUGGAAAUCCAGUUGUAUCACCACCAUAUGAAGCUCCAAAGCCAUCAGUACCCGUGGACCAUACUCCAGCUAUAGCUCCAUCUGUCAACAAACCUGUGGUGUCAUCUCCUACCCCAAGCUCCAAUCGGAAAAGGUAUAAAACACCAGUUGUUGCAUCCCCAGUUGAAGCUCCCAAGCCAUCACUACCCAUGGGGCACACCCCAGCUAAAGCUCCAUCUGUCCACAAAACUAUAGCAUCAUCUCCUUCCCCCAGCAUUCAUCGGAAAAAGGGUGGAACAAUGGUUGUUGCACCACCAUAUCUAGCUCCUAAGCCAUCACUACCCAUGAGUAAUUCCCCAGCUCAAGCUCCUUCUGUCCACAAAUUCGUGAGACAUUAUAAACUUGCCCCUGGACCAUCGGAUUCAUUUCCUGAACCUCCUUCUGAUAAAGGAUACAGUACUCCCGCAUCAUCGCCUCCAAGCUCAUUGUAUAAGCAUCAUCAUACCAAUCCUUCUGCACCAUCAUAUCCAGUUUCUCCUUCCACUUCAGAACACCAAGGUCCUGUGAUUGCACCGGCACCACAAAGGAGGCGAGGACAUUAUGCUCCAACACCUCUAUAUCCAGGGCCAGCUCCCCCAUCUCAUUUACCUGUCGCUCCAUCAGCAAACCACGUUUCACCUGCUCCUUCCCAAUCUCCAAAAGAUGCAUCUGACUAUACCAAUAUGCCCCCAAUUCGUUCUGCUCCAGGGUCUCUCUCAGCAAGUCCAAAAGUGCCGCCUCUGCCGCAAGUUCAUGCAUUACCACAUCCACCACCCAAUGCAGAUUGUUCAUCAAUGAUUUGUACAGAUCCCUAUACCAUUACCCCUCCUGGGUCACCUUGUAUCUGUGUCUUGCCUAUGCAAGUUGGACUGCGCUUCAGCGUUCCUCUCUAUACUUUUUUCCCCUUAGUUUCAGAGAUAGCCAAGGAAAUAGCAGUUGGCGUUUUCAUGCAACAAAGUCAGGUUCGCAUCAUUGGAGCCAAUGCUGCUACUCAGGACCCAGACAAAACAGUAGUCCUUAUUGACUUAGUUCCCCUAGGGGAAAAGUUUGACAGCACCACUGCUUUCUUGACUGACCAGAGAUUUUGGCAUAGACAAGUUGUUAUAGAAGCAUCCUACUUUGGGGACUAUGAAGUACUAUAUGUGCGCUACCCAGGUUUGCCUCCAUCUCCUCCUUCUUCGGACGCUGACGUAUUAAAUGCGGGACCAUAUCCUGCUAAUAACAAUAAUGUAAGGGCUAAGCCCUUUGGGGUUGCUGUGCCCAAGAGGAGGCAUAAAAGUGGGCUUAGUGGCGGCAUCAUUGCUAUUAUUGCUCUGUCAUCCUUUGUAGUAGUUGCUUUAUGCUCUGCUGCAGCUUGGGUUUUCCUAUUCAAACCUAGAGACCGUGCUUCUCAAUUGUCAUCAACUCCAUGGACUUUGUUACCUUCUAUUGGAAAACGAUCAGGUACUAUUGGGUCUUUGAGGGAUAGCAGGCACAGUUCCGCAUCAUUAUCAUUUGGAUCUAGCAUUGCAACAUAUACAGGAUCUGCUAAUACUUUCAGUGCAAGUGACAUAGCGAAAGCCACUGACAAUUUUGAUCCUUCAAGAAUAGUCGGUGAAGGUGGCUUUGGGCUUGUUUACAGUGGUGAUCUUGAAGAUGGAACCAAGGUUGCCGUCAAAGUUCUAAAAAGAGAUGAUCAGCAGGGUGGUCGGGAGUUUUUGGCUGAAGUUGAGAUGCUUAGUCGUCUUCACCAUCGAAACUUGGUCAAGUUGAUUGGCAUAUGUGUAGAAGAGCACCGCUGCUUGGUUUAUGAACUCAUUCCUAAUGGCAGUGUGGAAUCUCAUUUGCAUGGAAUUGACAAAGAAACUGCUCCACUUAAUUGGGGUCCAAGGAUGAAAAUAGCACUUGGUGCUGCUCGGGGUCUGGCAUAUUUACACGAGGAUUCCAGCCCCCGUGUCAUACACAGAGAUUUCAAAUCCAGCAAUAUUUUGCUGGAAAAUGAUUUUACACCAAAAGUGUCUGAUUUUGGUUUGGCACGGACUGCCUUGGAUGAGGAAAACAGACACAUAUCAACCCGUGUAAUGGGAACUUUUGGGUAUGUGGCUCCAGAAUAUGCAAUGACGGGGCAUCUUCUUGUCAAGAGUGAUGUCUACAGCUAUGGGGUUGUCCUUCUUGAACUCUUAAGUGGAAGAAAACCAGUUGACAUGUCACAGCCACCUGGUGAAGAAAACCUGGUUGCAUGGGCCCGUCCACUGCUCACAAGUCAAGAAGGGUUGGAAGCACUUGUAGAUAAAAAUUUAGGAUCUGAUGUUCCAUUUGACAGUAUAGCGAAAGUUGCUGCUAUUGCUUCAAUGUGUGUACAACCAGAGGUAUCACAUCGACCUUUUAUGGGGGAGGUUGUUCAGGCCUUGAAGCUUGUUUGUAAUGAGAUUGAUGAUGCAAAAGAACUAGGUUCACGAAGUUCUAGCCGUGAAGAUUUACCCAUUGACAUGGCUGCUGCUGCAAGUACUACCUCGGAACAAAUGCCGUAUCCUUUCCAGCGCCAAUAUUCUGCUCCCACCUAUGAUUCAGAUCUUGACAUGGACAGGGAAGCUUCAUUGUUGAAGUUGUACAGUACAUCGGUGAGAACUGGGGGAGAAGAUUCAGAGUCAUUUCGGAGGCACUCAAGUUCAGGUCCCUUGGGAACAGGAAGGAGUAAGCAGUUCUGGCAAAAACUGAGAUCAUCUAAAGGCAGUGUGAGUGAACAUGGGUUUAUGUUGAAGUUAUGGCAAGGAUCACAUUGAAUGCUUGAUCACAUCAAGAUUAUGAGUUGAUGCCAAGAUGGAUUUCUUGUUGAAGCAAAAGGCAGGGCAUUCAAAAAGCAGGCACACGUUGCAGAAAGGCCCGUGAGUUCUGGGAACAUAGACAUCAGCAAAUCUGUAAUAGAGAUGGAGGGCCUGUAUGGUCACAGAAGCUAGAGUAUGAGCCAGGUUUGAAAGAACCUAUCGCAUUUUAUCAAAGUUUGUAGAUUAAAAAAGUUUUGAGGCAGCUUGAAGCUUUUGUAUUUGUAAAUUCCUUGCUGUGUAGUUACAUAUCCAACUGUACAGACGAUUUUGUACAAUAACUGUUCCCGUUACUUGUAUACACACACCAUUUUCAAAUAAACUUUGGACUAGCCACUUCCAUUCA